AUGCCUCGAAAAUCGAUUGAUAAUUUGGAUAACAGACUUGGAAAUCUGACUGGAAAUGCUGGAAUUUUGAGAUUUGGAACAUGGAACAUUAGAACCUUGUAUAAACCAGGUUCUUUACAAUGCGUAUUAAAGGCAUCCUUGUCGAGAUUAGUAAAGAAAUUUGAACCCAUCAACGACCGAAUAUGCUACAUAAUAUUAACUGGGAAAAUAUUUGAUUCAGUGAUCAUCAAUUGUUAUGCUCUAACGGAAACGGCAGAUUGUGAACUAAAGGAUCAAUUUUACGAUGACCUUGAUAGAGUACUUGACAAUAUCCAUAAAGAAUACAUAAAAAUAGUAGUAGAAGAUUUUAAUACUCAAGUAGGGCGAGAGAAUAUCUUCAUACCAAUUGUGGGCAAAAAAAUUUUACACAAAGAAAGCAAUAAUAAUGGUAUGAGAUUAAUUAGUCUAUGCACAGAUAAAGGGCUGGUAAUAAGCAGUACGCAGUUCCAACGAAAGGAUAUAUAUAAACAUACUUGGAUAGCCUCAGAUGGCCAAUAA
Molecule: messenger RNA, 537 nt
Organism: Sipha flava (yellow sugarcane aphid)
Lineage: Eukaryota; Metazoa; Arthropoda; Insecta; Hemiptera; Aphididae
Product: craniofacial development protein 2-like
Exons: 2
Coding region: 1-537 (178 amino acids)
Source: RefSeq, a predicted model, not a curated record